AUGACCAUCGAACUUGAAAUCCUAAACACGUACAGUCUACCGUGUCCAAUUGGACCUGUUGUAGCAAAAAGCUUUAAAAAUUAUGAUUGGCUGGCAGUUCGUGUGCUUCCAAAACUUUUCCACAUAUUCAUAAACGGCUCGUUAAGACAAAUAUGGCGUUUCCCUGCUGAACCGAUUGAAAUCUCACUAGAGCAUAGUGUACCAAAUGAUGAUUUUAUAUCUGUCUUGGUAGCCACAGCAGACGGGGCCAUGUUACGAAUGCGGUCCAAUCUUGGAUUGUAUAGUGAUAAAAGAAAUCUGGACCGUGAUUUCAGCGACAGUUUCGACGUUUCAAGGCAUGCCAAGAAAUCGCGUAGAAUGUAUAGCACAGACUCGGAUAAUGAUGUGGUUAUGUUAUCGAGUGAUGAAAACUUGUCACCAUACGUUGUACCGAUGUCUGCUCCUACAAUUCUAAAUGUCAGCGGUGAGCAUUUAAUUUACAAGCAGGCAAGUGUAAUCGAUGCGUUAAAUAAUUUCGAUAGCCUUUCUUGUGACAUUUUAUUGAUUGGACUUUCCGACGGUGUUAUCCUCUCCCGACAACUGAACGCCGCUCUUGCCACACCAUUGAUUAUGACUGCACUAAGUGAACCGAUUCAAGCGAUGUACGUCCUGCCAGUUCAACGAGGAGAACUCCAGGAUACGCCGCUUACGUUCAGUAUGAGUGUUACUGAUACAAAUGUUAAUAACGCACUGCUUAUUAUUGGAGCGCAUGGGACAGUCGGAUUGAUGACAACUGAUCCGAGUGCAAGUGACAAUAAAGCACAAAAAUCGCUAUACAGAGAGUACAAUGUUCCUUGCCCUGUCUAUUCAUCUUUCCUGUACAAGAAAUAUUUGCUGCUGGCUGUCGGCGAUGGUCGAAUUGUGGUCAUUGAUUUCAAUCAAAAUGUGAUUGAAAAUGGUCAACUCGUAUCACUGCAUCUUAGCACGCUUAAGCUUCCCGUUGGUAUAAUUAAACUGUGCUACAUCGGGUCUGUCGGGGGUUUAUCUGAGGAAAUAUUAUACUCUGUAACAAAGGAUGGUCGUAUACUUAGAAUGAAGUUGUCUGUUGUCCUAAGCAAACAAUCAACAGGAAGACGCGUGGAAUCAGCAGCCGAAUUGAAGAAAGAAAUCAAAAGUCAAUUAGGUUUAAUUGCAGAAUGUUCCGAGAAGCAAUCACAACUGGAGAAGACUUCACAGCUGUUAUCGUCGGCUAUUGUUGCACGUAAUCGUGUGAUUCACGAGCUACAAACCUUUGCAAAAAAGUCGAUCGAUACUCGGGCCACGCAGUUUGCUGUUACUUGUCUCCCUAUAACAUUACCCGUGUCUUUGUACGGAACUAUUGUAACGAGGACAUUCAUUCGCGUAAAGAUAACUAAUAGACUACAGAUCGACUGGUCACAGGGCUGGACAUUGAUGAUGAUCAUGUCGGCUCAUGUUUAUGCCCAUAACGGAAACCCAAACUCGAUUGUAUCAUAUUCAGUCCCGUUAGUAAAUAUGGAAUCUGAAUGGGAACGAGACGUAGAAGUCAAUCUACGUUUAUUAUGUCUACCAAUUAACAUAAAAAUUGACUUGUGCUUCUCCCCUCUAAAGCCUCCGCCAGAGCCGGGAAUCAAAAAUUUUAUUAGACCAUGCCCGCAAGAUAUUUUACAACGACUUCAGAAGCAUAGACAUUUCGGGAAUAAUCACGGUGCUGGUUUUAUUGUACCGAUGGAUGGACAUUUCUUUGCAACAAAGAGCGAUUUCAGAAAAACAGCCGAGAAACUCAUAGCUCGAUUUCACACAAAUAGAGGAGUAGAGGUGAAUACGCUUACAUGGUCAGACUUUAUUUCAUCGUUCAACAUAAGAACAGUAGUAAUCAAGUUCCGUCUUGGUUGGUUCAACUAUCAAAAUGUUCAAAUGAACAGUGAAGAGAAAUACGCUUCAACUUUGGAAUCAGCGUGGAGACGGUGCUUGUCGAUAUUAUUGGGAGAUUACAUUGAAGAGCAGUUACUUCACGAGAUUAUCAAGGCAGCUGAUUAUGCCGCCUUUUUAACACCGUUGAGUUUAACGCCGGUUGUAUUGAAUAUGAGGAAACUGGAUGCAGGCGAGCAAAGUUUGGAUACUACGGCGGUUGAGUUAAAAAUCUCAUGCCAAGCCCCUGAAGUUGUCUUGUUUACAGAAGAAGCGAUCUUGCGGCGUUUACAAGAAUUGAUGGAUAACUCGUCUAAUUCAAUCACAAUGGACAUUGACUUUCAAGAUUCGAAUUCAAUACUCCAAAACAUGAAUACAGAAUACGCAAGAUUAACCACUACUCUGGCAACAGAUAAAUCUUCAAACUGGAAUGAUAUCGCACAUCGUGUAGAUGAAUUAGAAGACCAAUUGAGGAGGCUAAUUAUUAGUAUACAUGACAAAAUGGAGACUGUUUGGAUACCUGGUGUAGUUCGAGUGUAA
This is a messenger RNA of Paraglomus occultum, 2448 nucleotides long. NCBI's taxonomy places the organism in Eukaryota, Fungi, Glomeromycota, Glomeromycetes, Paraglomerales, Paraglomeraceae. The record is from the annotation of a GenBank genome assembly.